This is a messenger RNA of Naegleria gruberi, 1356 nucleotides long. RefSeq lists its product as uncharacterized. Lineage: Eukaryota; Heterolobosea; Eutetramitea; Acrasida; Naegleriidae. The record is from RefSeq and is a predicted model, not a curated record. The transcript has a single exon. Bases 1 to 1356 code for a protein of 451 amino acids.
AUGAAUCAGAAGACACUCUACAAGACAAUUGGUAUUUCUCUGCUUGUGUUUCAGGUAGUGAUGGUUGUUUACAUGUUAUUUAAUAGGAAGAGGUCAUCGUUUGCUACCUCUCAUAAAUUGUUUGUUCCACACUACUUUAACGAAACUUUGAGUUAUGCUGAUAAAGGUUUGGCUCCACCAAAGGAAGCCUUUGAAAAGAUGUUGUAUCUUUAUCAACAAUAUCAUCAAUCUGUGUUGGAUUCGUAUGUCUUUUCGGGAAGGAAUUGUUUUUCGAAUGGAGUCAUUCAAGGACAUGAAAAAUCACCACAAUUUGUUGUAUUCAAGGCUCAUAUGUAUAGUGGAUAUGGUAAUAUUAUUAUGGGACUCUUUUCGACUUUGUUAUAUGCCUUGUUGAGUAAUAGAGUUUUCUUGGUAAAUUGGAAUGGAGGAGAAGUUGGUUGUCAUGCUUCUCUUUCUCAAUUAUUGAAGGAUCCUGUUCUUAAAUCUCAUUCUUUAAUGUGGAAUUAUGCUGAUGUUAAAAGUAAAUCUAUUGAAAAUGGUUGUCCAAGAGAAAGAUGGGAGUCAAUUGAGAGAAAUUGGCUUCAUAUGGAAAGUACUGUUUAUCAUGACAGAUCUAAAUUAUCGUAUAGAUAUUUCAAAUGUAGCAAAGGAUUUGCUCAAAUUCUUCCAACAUAUUUAAGCAAGGAAAAUGAGAAAUUCAAUCAAAUUAAUUCUAAAGAUUUUAUUGAAAUGGAAGCAGCUCAAUACUUUGCCCCAUCUUUGUAUGCUGACAAUGAUGUGUACUAUCAAUUAUUUUCAAAAUUUGAGAAAAAGAAUAUGGAUUGGGAAUUAGUUCCUCAACUUUAUAGGAUUAAUAUUUUCGAAAAAUUAGCACCUUUCUUAUUCAAACCUAUUGAUACCAUUCAAAACAAAAUUGAUGAAUAUGAAAAGGAAUUAUUUGGAGAAAAAUUGGCUAAUCCUGAUAGUACUUUUAUUUUGGGAGUUCAAAUCAGAAAGAAUUUACAGGAAAAUCUUUUCCACAAUACUCCAGUGAGUAUUUACUGGGACUGUGCAAAGCAAAGAAUAUCAGCCCUUGACACGAAAAAGUAUAAGAAGGUCAUUAUCUUCCUUACAAGUGAUUAUGUUCCUGCAUAUGAUGAAGCCAAACAUGUAUUUAGUGAAAUGAAAAUUAAGGGAAUUGAAAUAUCACUUGUUCACAUGCCUCAAAACGUUCCAAAAUCUAGAUCUGUAGAAUCUGUUCAAACUGCCUUGGUUGACUUGUAUGUCAUGAUGAAAGCAGAUGAUUUAAUUAUGAGUGAAAAAUCUACAUGUAAGUUUAUUGAAAUAUUUGACAAUAUUUACAAACUGGUUUGUUAA